Messenger RNA from Lytechinus variegatus (green sea urchin), 2576 nucleotides. RefSeq names its product palmitoyltransferase ZDHHC17-like. The transcript has 15 exons. Gene Ontology annotation, cellular component: Golgi membrane. NCBI's taxonomy places the organism in Eukaryota, Metazoa, Echinodermata, Echinoidea, Temnopleuroida, Toxopneustidae. Gene Ontology annotation, biological process: protein palmitoylation. Gene Ontology annotation, molecular function: protein binding; palmitoyltransferase activity. The record is from RefSeq and is a predicted model, not a curated record. Bases 107 to 1984 code for a protein of 625 amino acids.
AUCGUGCGUCGCUCCGAAUAUAUCCAGAAGCAAAGCCGAAGCCACUGAUCGAAUCGUACACAAAUAAAUUACCCUAAUUCACUCCAAACCAGGGUUCCGAGGCAAGAUGAUGGAGGAGGUGAAGCCGUACCCAGUCCAGCCGACUGGGGAGACUCUGGGCUACUAUGAACCUCACUCGGCCGACAGCACCUCUGAACCAAAAUCAGGGUCUAAAAAUGACCCGGAUCAGAUGGACAUUGUAAAAGCUACACAGUAUGGUGUGAUUGAUCGAGUCCGUAAGUUCGUUGAAGAAGGUUACGAUGUGAAUCAACCAGACCAUGAGAAUGUUACACUAUUACAUUGGGCGGCAAUCAACAAUAGGGCUGAUAUCGUGAGGUACCUCGUAUCCAAGGAAGCCAUCAUUGAUAAACUGGGCGGGGACCUCAACUCCACCCCCCUCCACUGGGCAGUGCGCCAGGGUCACCUCCCCAUGGUGGUGCUGCUGAUGCAGUAUGGGGCGGACCCCUCCCUGAGGGAUGGGGAGGGGUGCAGCGGCAUACACCUGGCUUGCCAGUUUGCUCACACUCCCAUCGUAGCUUACCUCAUCGCCAAAGGCCAGGAUGCUAACAUGAUUGAUGGAAAUGGGAUGACACCGCUUAUGUGGGCUGCAUAUAAAGCUUUCUCGAUGGACCCAACUCGCCUCCUUCUCACCAUGGGAGCGAACCCUAACAUUCAGGACAAGAAAUUUGAAAAUGGCGCCCUCCACUGGGCCGCAGUGCAAGGCAACAUGGCUGCCGUCAACUGCCUGGUGAAGUUCGGGGCAGAUACCUACAUGGAAAACAAAAGUCAUCAAACGUGUAUGGAUCUAGCUAAAUUAAGACGGAACGGCUACCUUGUGAUGAGGAUAAAAGAAUUCAGAGGAGAGGCUGAAGUCGACAAUUCAACGUUGCUAAAGAGGCUGAAAUCAAAUAAGGCGGUAAGGAAAUGGGUGAUGCAAAUUGUUCCAUUCCUGGUUAUCUUCCUCAUGGGCUUCAUUCCUCAACUCAGUCAGCCAUGGUGGGUCAAAAUCAUUGCAGCGCUCUGCACGUACGGGGCAGUCUAUACAUUAUUCAGAACAUUUUUUGAUCACCGGUUUGGCGAGCUUGUGUCACUCUGUAUCUCCAUAGCAACCAAAACUUUUCUCUACGGAACCUAUGCUAUCUUCCUGUGGCCUCAUCAGUCACUUCUUCGCAACGUGAUCUUCUGUGCGUCAUCAGUUUACAUGUAUUAUCAAUUCUGGGCAACAAUGAAGAGAGACCCUGGGGUUAUCCAAUGCACACAAGAAGACAGAAAGAGAACCAUCAUAGAAUUAGCGGAAACCGGUCAGCUGGAAUUGAGCAAAUUCUGUACGACCUGCCUGAUCAAACGACCAAUCAGAAGCAAGCAUUGUUCUCAUUGUGACCACUGUGUGGCCAGAUUUGACCAUCACUGCCCAUGGGUGGACAACUGUGUCGGAGCGGGCAACCAUCAUCAUUUUGUGCUAUAUUUGAUGGCUUUACUACCUUGUCUAGGGUUAUACUUCUAUGCAUGCACAAAUUAUUGGUCUAAACAAUGUACCACAACGUUUCAAGAAGAUGGUUUCUGGGUCUACCUUGGCCAGAUCAUGUCCUGUUCUCCGUGGAUUUUCUGGACCAGCUUCAACUCCUUACUGCACAUGACCUGGGUCUUUGUGUUAUUAUUCAGUCAACUCUAUCAGAUGAUUUGGCUUGGUGUAACUACAAAUGAAAGGCUGAACAUGUCACGAUACACAUACUUUGAUACGGUUCCUGAUAAACCGGGAAAAUUCACCAAUCCAUUCGACCGGGGCUUGGUCAAGAACUGUGUAGACUUCUUCGGCCUUCGCUGCGUAGGGUUAUGUCGCCCUCUGAAGGUCAACUGGGCCAGGCAGUUCACAACCGAUCUCACCCAAUCAUCUUCAACGACGUACGUCAGUGUUAGCAGCCAUGAGAACUACCAGUUUGUGUAGGAUCGACCUGGGGCCUGUAACACAACGCUUAGCAGUGACCGUAGAUCAUAUUGUAUGAUUGAUUGCAUUAACUAGAAUGUAUAAUCAGUCAUAAAUAUCCAACAUGUGAUCAAUCACUAAGCUUUGCUUUUGAGUACCUUCAUGGCAUACCUGCAGAUGAUGCUUAUCCAAGACAUUCUUUGUGUUAUUUAUUUUCAUGAAACAAUUUCUUCCUACCUUUUCACCCAGGUGUAGAAAUGGCUUUUUCUGUUUAUGGCAACUCCCGUAGGAACUCGGCAGGACAGCAUUUUUUGCUGGUAAACGCCAAGCUGGUAUAUAACCAAUUACCUAGGAAACAUUUUACGUCUUGGUUAAUCAGUCAUAGUGGCUGACUUUAUAGACGACAGAUAUCACUCUCGGGCUUUUUAUCAAAGUGGAGACAAUGGCAGAGUCGGGAUUCAAACUCACAACCUUGUGAUUAUGAGUCCAAUGCUCUAACCACUGGACCACACGACCCCGUGCUCAGGUUAGAUUAUGCUGAUACCAGAAAAUACCAAUAUUGAGCAAUCAUGUUAAUUGAAUACAUAUCAUGUACUCAAAUUGAAGGAAGUGA